GAAGGACCCCGGAAGUAGAUUUCAGAAGUUCGAUAUACGUAAGUCAGAUUGAUCUGUUGCUCUGCGGCGUUAGAACGGCAUCUGUUGUACCCAAGUCAGUGGAUAAGGCAUUGAGGUCGCUACUGGAAAAAGGAGCGGGGCCCCGCUUCUCACCCAUAUCGUGUUUGAGAGAAAGACGGCGAGCCGGCUCAUGAUCUGGAAGACGCUAACACGCCGAAGAUAGGAAGCGGCGGCAUAAAGGUGAGGUGGGAACGAGACAUAAAGGAUUUUGAAGGGAUUGUAGGAAUACGAUUACCUUGUAUUCUCAGUGUCUCGGGGUGGAGUCCCCUCGUUCAUCUCGUCUGGCUGCCUCAAGUCCAGGGAUGCAGUGAAGCUGCCCGCGUUUGCAAUGCUGCUGAUUGCCUAUGUCUCUUUCCUGCUCCUCCUCGCCGUCUGCCUGGGCUUGGAGUUCUCCGCCUGCCGAGCCAAACCGGGGCCUGCCACCAACCCGGCCUUCCGCCAGUUCCAGCUGCACUUCUACCGGGUCUACUUCCUGGCCCUAUGGGCCGACUGGCUGCAGGGGCCAUACUUGUACAAACUCUACCACCAUUACAACUUUCUGGAGUCGCAGAUCGCCAUCAUCUAUGUGUGCGGUUUUGCCUCCAGCGUACUGUUUGGUCUGGUGGCCGGGUGGCUGGUGGACCGCAUUGGCCGGCGCCAGGCUUGCAUCCUGUUUUGCGCCACCUACAUAGUCUGCUGCCUCACCAAGCUGUCGCGGGAUUAUUUCAUGCUGAUCCUGGGCCGUGUCCUGGGGGGCUUGUCAACCUCCCUGUUAGCAACGGCCUUCGAGGCCUGGUAUGUCCACCAGCACGUGGAGACCCACGACUUCCCUAAGGAGUGGAUCCCCGAGACUUUCUCACAAGCCGCCUCGUGGAACCACGGCCUGGCCGUGGCGGCCGGCUUUGUGGCGACUUUUUUUGCAGAGUGGCUCAGCCUGGGACCCGUUGCCCCCUUCCUCGUCGCUGUGCCAUUCUUGAUGCUUUGCGGCGGCCUGACCUUAAGGGACUGGGAGGAGAACUGGCACCCGGGGGGCGUGGCGCAGACCAAGUUCACGAGGUCUUGCGUGGAAGGACUUCAGUGCCUCCUGGCGGACAGCAGGGUCCUGCUACUGGGGGGAAUCCAGGCGCUGUUUGAAAGUGUCAUCUACAUCUUUGUAUUCCUCUGGACGCCUGUCCUGGACCCUCACGGGCCCCCGCUUGGCAUCAUCUUCUCCUGCUUUAUGGCCUCGUGCAUGAUCGGGGCCUCUUUAUACCGGGUGGCCACCUCCAAGAAGUACCUCCUGCAGCCCAUUCACCUGCUCUCCCUGGCCGUCCUCCUGGCUUUCUUCGCACUCUUCAUGCUGACCUUCUCCACUUCGCCCGGACAGGAGGCGCCCUCGGAAUCCUUCUUGGCCUUCCUGGUCAUCGAGCUGGCGUGCGGCCUGUACUUUCCUUCCAUGGGUUUCUUGCGAGACCGCAUCAUCCCCAAGAAGCAGCGGGCCGCCGUCCUGGCCUGGUUCCGCCUUCCCCUGCACCUCCUGGCUUGUAUGGGUAUGCUGGCCCUGUAUGGCAGCGGAGACGGCAUCAGUGGUACGCGGCACAUGUUUGUGGCCUGCGCUGGGCUGAUGCUCGCCGCCCUGUUGGCCGUGGUUAGCUUAUUCUCUGUGAUCCGCCACGACACUGAGCUGAGGCUCGAUGGCCAGGAGGGAAUGCAGCAGAACGGCCCGGUGCCCUCUGGCCUCUGAGUUGUUGAUGUCGUUGUGUGGAUUAUCCAAUGACUUGAACCUUGAGAGGUUAUAGCGCCUUGCAGGGAUGCCGUUUGUGCCGAAAUCUGCCGACUCGGAGUGAACAAUAAAGUUGGCCCUCACUCUGGCGUCCAUGACAGCCAAGUUAAGACACGAUUGGUCAGGGGUGCCGUGCUGUGCUGAUCCUUCCCCUUCUCACCAAACGGAAAACCCCGAUUGGCUGCUGGAGUUUGUGUUCUGUGGACCAACUCCAUACACGUGGGGCUGGUCCUGCGGGGGGGGGUCUGGUCUGUGAAUGUAAACGCGUCCUUGGCUUGCUUUGUUUUAGGCCGAAUGUAUCUGCCUGUUGGGAGCGGUGGGGUGUACCUUAUUCGGGAUCUGGGAUUUUGUGUGAAUAAUGUAAAAAAAAAAAAAUAAGUCAAGGGGCUAUGAAAUGAAAAGGGGGCAUUCAUUGGGUCUGAUUUUUUUAUUUUAAAUGUAUUCCAGCCCUGCUUGUUUGCACCCUUCUUUUUUCUUUUUUUUUUUUUUUUUUUUGCACCUUCGGCCGUGAGACUGUGAAUACGCACCUUGUAUAUUUCCAAAAAAAAAAACAAAAAAAAGGUGGUUUGUUUUAGGUACCCCACUUGCAACGGAUUUUUUUUUUGUUUAAAUUUGGCUGCCUUCCACUGCUGAAGGGGCAAAACUGCACAGGCGGACACCCCUGGGUACCAAAAAAGGCAGUGGGGGAGGGGUGUCUCGUAAAAUACUCCACCCUAGUGUUGGGGCGUCUUUAAAAAAAAAUUAAAACAGAUGAAGCUCUGUGGUGCCAAUACUGUCCUGUAAGUACAAAUGACCCUGCAGGGGUGAGGUGGGGUGUUUUUAGGGGAGGGGCUUGGUUCAGGCAAAAUAAGCCUACAGUGUUUACAACUUUUUAGAAGUGAAUUAAUAGGAGAAGUGCGGGGUGGUGGUCCGUAAUGAAGUCAGCCUGUAAACUUUCCUGUAAGAAGUGUGAUGCAUGAAAGGUGCAAAGCAGUGUUUGGGUUUUAUUUUUAUAUUACGCUCCCCCCCCCCCCCAAAAAAGAAA
Erpetoichthys calabaricus (reedfish) is the source of this 2825-nucleotide messenger RNA. RefSeq names its product major facilitator superfamily domain containing 5 (gene slc61a1). Gene Ontology annotation, biological process: molybdate ion transport. Gene Ontology annotation, cellular component: membrane. The record is from RefSeq and is a predicted model, not a curated record. The coding region runs from base 389 to 1762 and encodes 457 amino acids. The transcript is spliced from 2 exons. Lineage: Eukaryota; Metazoa; Chordata; Cladistia; Polypteriformes; Polypteridae. Gene Ontology annotation, molecular function: molybdate ion transmembrane transporter activity.